GAAAUUAUGGAUGUAUAAUUGAAAAUUCAAACAGAAACUUACCGUUGCAGAGAAGAGAGAUGAGUUCGAAAGAAAGUUGCAGAAGCGAACUUCGCAUCGCAAUUCGUCAACUCAGCAAUCGUUGUCUCUAUUCCGCUUCCAAAUGGGCGGCGGAGCAAUUGGUAGGAAUCGAAGUGCAAGAUCCAUCCAAAUUCACGCCUUCGAAUACGAGGUUUCAGCGUGGAAGUUCAAGUAUUCGUCGGAAGUACCGUACUCAUGAGAUUACAAUGACAACGCCGAUUACAGGUGUUUCGUAUAUUGCUACUCCGGUUAUGGAGGAAGAUGAAGUUGUUGAUGGUGAUUUUUAUCUUUUGGCGAAGUCUUAUUUUGAUUGCCGUGAGUAUAAGAGAGCUGCUCAUGUUCUUCGUGAUCAAAUUGGACGCAAAUCGCUCUUCUUAAGAUCUUAUGCUCUCUAUCUGGCAGGAGAAAAGCGAAAAGAGGAAGAGAUGAUAGAACUUGAGGGUCUGGGUAAAAGUGAUGCUGUGAAUCAGGAAUUGGUUUCUUUAGAGAGGGAGUUGUCUACACUCCGCAAGAAUGGAACAAUUGAUCCCUUUUGUUUGUACUUAUAUGGUCUUAUACUGAAACAGAAAGGCAAUGAUAAUUUGGCGCGUACAGUUCUUGUGGAAUCUGUAAAUAGCUACCCUUGGAACUGGAAUGCCUGGACUGAGCUACAAUCCUUAUCCACUUCAGUUGAUAUUUUAAAUAGUCUUAAUGUCAGUAGUCAUUGGAUGAAGGAUUUUUUUCUUGCCAGUCUCUACCAAAAACUAAGGAUGCAUAAUGAGUCUCUGUCAAAAUAUGAAUAUUUACUCGGAACUUUUGGUUUUAGUAAUUACAUCCAAGCUCAAAUUGCUAAAGCCCAGUACAGUUUGAAAGAAUUUGAUCAAGUUGAAGCUAUAUUUGAAGAAUUGCUGAGGAUUGAUCCUUACAGAGUGGAAGACAUGGAUAUGUACUCCAAUGUGCUUUAUGCUAAGGAAUGCUUUUCUGGUUUGAGUUACCUUGCCCAUAGAGUAUUCAUGACUGAUAAAUACAGACCUGAAUCUUGUUGUAUUAUUGGGAAUUAUUACAGUUUAAAGGGGCAACAUGAAAAAUCAGUUCUAUAUUUUAAGAGAGCCCUUAAACUGGACAAAAAUUAUCUCUCUGCUUGGACACUUAUGGGUCAUGAGUUUGUUGAGAUGAAAAACACUCCCGCUGCUGUGAAUGCCUAUCGUCGGGCUGUUGAAAUAGACCCAUGUGAUUAUCGUGCUUUGUAUGGACUAGGACAAGCUUAUGAGGUGAUGUGUAUGCCUUUAUACGCGCUUCAUUACUUCAAAAAAGCUGUUUUCUUGCACCCAAAUGAUUCCCGACUGUGGAUAGCAAUGGCUCAAUGCUAUGAAACUGACCAGCUUCGCAAGCUCGAUGAGGCAAUAAAGUGUUACAGAAGGGCAUCAAACUGUGAUGAUGGGGAAGCAAUUGCUCUGCAUAACCUUGCAAAGCUGCAUUCAGAGUUGGGACGCACUGAAGAGGCAGCAUUUUACUACAGAAAGGAUUUAGAGAGGAUGGAAUCUGAAGAGAGGGAAGGACCUAACAUGAUUGAGGCUUUGCUCUAUCUUGCUCAUUAUUACAAAUCAACGAGAAGAACUGAAGAAGCAGAGGUUUAUUGUACACGUCUUCUUGAUUAUACUGGUCCUGAGAGGGAGACUGCAAAAAGUUUACUUAGAGGACUGCGAUCGACACAAUCUAGUUUCCCUCCAGCGGAUGUUGAUCACUUUCCUCCAUAAUGUCUUUUGAUGAAGCACUGGUGUUGUGCUGCAAUUUUCAACUUUGGUUUAGAUUCAUUCCCAUACUUUGUGCUGGAGCAGAACUAACGGCAAAUAUGAAAAUGAUAAGAAUCAUUCUCGUACUUUAAUACUGCAAAAUGCACUACCAUGCUGCACUAACUAGUAGUGAUCUGGUUCUCAAGAACAAGAGUCUGAAAGCUAGAAGAACCUUUCUUCUAUUCUAUAAUUGGAUAAACAGAUCAGGGACCGUUUGAUUUUGUAAAAAUGUAAGGGAUUAGACAGCAUAAAGGUAUUGAAUUUGAAAACCUAAUAUUAAUUUUUUAUUUUAUUUACGGAUAUCAUUGUACUAAAUGAAAUGAACCAAACUCAGGAUAUGCAGAGAUAUUUUACAUACAAA
Medicago truncatula (barrel medic) is the source of this 2193-nucleotide messenger RNA. Its product is annotated as anaphase-promoting complex subunit 8. The record is from RefSeq and is a predicted model, not a curated record. Gene Ontology annotation, biological process: cell division; protein ubiquitination; positive regulation of mitotic metaphase/anaphase transition. Gene Ontology annotation, cellular component: anaphase-promoting complex. Gene Ontology annotation, molecular function: protein binding. The coding region runs from base 60 to 1796 and encodes 578 amino acids. The transcript is spliced from 4 exons. NCBI's taxonomy places the organism in Eukaryota, Viridiplantae, Streptophyta, Magnoliopsida, Fabales, Fabaceae.